AUGUUCACCUUUACCACAGUGUGCCACAAAACCAGUGAUACGCAUCAUCCUCUUGUGAUGCUCCAGACGAGAGAGGGCUCCAAGUACCUUUUUGGGAAAGUCCCUGAAGGAGCGCAAAGAACGCUUAAUGAAAACGGCAUGAGGCUAGGGAAGCUCAGAUCAGUCUUUAUGACAGGCAACUUGCAGUACUGGUCGGAAAUCGGCGGCCUUCCGGGGUUGUUCUUAACCACUAGUGAUGCUACGAGUCGUGGCCUAGAUGUAUUCACCAAUAGCAGCAAAGUGCUCUCUUACAUUGUGGCAACAUGGAGAUACUUCGUGUUUCGAAAGGGCAUUGAGCUCAACAUCUUGGAGCCUCCAAAAGGGCACUUGAUAGGCGAUUCCUCGGUUAUGAUACUCCCUGUAAAGAUACCCAGUAGCAUACAGAGUCAGCCUGUGAAUGAAGAUAUUCUGGCAAAGUUUCAAAGCCAGCUACGCAAGAUUACGUCCCUCAUGUUUCCUAGAGACACAUCUCAAGUAAACAGCGAUGAUCCUGAUUCUUACAAAUCAGAUCCUUCGGAAACCGAGGUCCAAACUCACGUUUCUCUUCCCGACCCUACAGACAAUUUGGGUGUGGUGGACCAGCCGUCGCUUUCGUACAUUGUGAGACUUCUACCUGUGAGGGGUAAGUUUAAUCCAAAGAGAGCCGUAGAGCUUGGUGUUAAGCCUGGAAUAGCAUUUCGUCAACUCACUCAGGGUGAACGAAUUCAAACUCAAGAGGGGAGGUGGGUUGAGCCCGCAGAGGUGCUAGAGCCUCCAAAAGAAUUUCUUAAAACCGUGUUUUUAGAUAUUCCUAAUCAGCACUAUCUUCAUAAUACUAUCACAAGUGAUGCGUGGUUUGCUAAGUCUGAAGAGAAUGGUAACGAGGACGUGGGUCUAGUGUACCAUUUUUUAGGUGACGAUAUUGACUUCCGCCUGCAGCAGUACGCGGACUUUAUUUCGAAAUUCCCUUCACACUGCAAGCAUGUUAUAAGUCAUGCAGAUUACUCGGACAACUCUCUAGUGUUCACCACAUCCACUAUCCAUCAUUUAAAACUUAAAACGUACCUCAACGACAAUUUUUGUCUUCCGCAUAUUGCUUAUAAAGAGCUGCCUGAGGAGAACUUGCAUAAGCUCAAACUGCUUCAAUCAUUCACGGUAUCUCCAUCAGAAAUUGCAAAUGACGAGUCCAAUGUCAUCAAUGAGACCUGGUCUACAUUAUAUGAAAAGCACGUUGCUUCAUUAAAUGAUGAUCCUGUCUCUUUGAACUCUUUGUUAAAGAAAGCUAUUAUACCCCUAUCUCCUUUGCAAGAAGCCUCGUGUUUGAAAGACCACGUCCAGGUUUUCACCCUAGGAACAGGUUCGGCACUUCCAGCCAUUCACAGAAAUGUACUUUCGAACUUAGUGAGAGUUCCCUACAUCGAUGAUACUACUGGUGAGAUUCGCUUCAAUUCGAUCAUCCUCGAUGGUGGAGAGAAUACGUUGGGUACUAUGCUUAGAAUUUUUGGUCACAAUGAUGGAGAGCAAUAUAGGCAGAUCUUCAAGGAGCUCAAACUCAUUUAUUUGAGUCAUUUACAUGCUGACCACCACCUUGGCCUUGUCUCUUUGAUUAAUGCUUGGUUUGCCGUCAACAAAGAGACCGACACCAAGUUAUACCUAGUCUUGCCUUGGCAAUUCGACCAUUUCCUCAAUGAGUGGUUCAAAUUUGAAGGCAACUUCACGCAAAUUGACAGAAGCCGACUUGUUUAUCUCAGUAAUGAGGUCUUCAAUGCUCGCAGAGAGGCGGAGUUCCAACAACAAGAUAUCGAGUCGUUUGAGCACAUGUACGACUGUGGACAAUUGAGUACCCGUAUACCGAGAAAGAACUUGGGAUCUCUUCCCCAUGCGGAGAUCCAGGAGCUUUACAAGGCCCUCAAUUUGGUGAAUAUUGAAACCGUUCGUGCAAUUCAUUGCUACUGGGCUUAUUCUGUGACCAUGACUUUCUCAGUGUCAUCAGACGAAACCUUCAGAUUGUCGUUUUCAGGCGAUACCCGACCAAAUCCAGCAUUUUACAGAAGCGGUAUGGACACAGAUCUUUUAAUCCAUGAGGCAUCGCUUGACGACGAUUUAAUUGAAGAGGCACUCGCCAAGAAGCACACCACUUCCACUGAAGCCAUGAGAAUGGCACAACUCAUGAGAUGCCCUAAGGUGCUCUUAACUCACUUCAGUACAAGAAAUUCGGAAAGACACGCGUUCGUACAAAGCGAAGAGCAGUACGAGAAGCAAUGUCAGUCUCUCAAUGAGUAUUUGGGCAGUGCUGUUGAGAACAUCAUAGCGCACGAUGUUGAUCCAGACUUCGGCUUUAACGAUAUGGAAAUUUGCUACGCUUACGACACAAUGGCGGUACGCUACAGAGAUAUGGGUUGUCAGAAAGCGCACUACGAGGAUAUUUUGGCCCUUUCACCCAAGGAUCAGCCUGAAGAAAGGCAGCUCAAAGAGCAGAUGAAGAUGUACGACAAGAGACAACAGAAGAGAGAGAAGAGGCUUCUGUACAAGAAGAUGAAGAUGCAAAAUAGAGAUUCAUCAUAG
Molecule: messenger RNA, 2583 nt
Organism: Candidozyma auris
Lineage: Eukaryota; Fungi; Ascomycota; Pichiomycetes; Serinales; Metschnikowiaceae
Product: tRNase Z
Exons: 1
Coding region: 1-2583 (860 amino acids)
Biological process (GO): mitochondrial tRNA 3'-end processing
Cellular component (GO): mitochondrion
Molecular function (GO): 3'-tRNA processing endoribonuclease activity
Source: RefSeq, a predicted model, not a curated record